Molecule: messenger RNA, 985 nt
Organism: Copidosoma floridanum
Lineage: Eukaryota; Metazoa; Arthropoda; Insecta; Hymenoptera; Encyrtidae
Gene: Ssdp
Product: Sequence-specific single-stranded DNA-binding protein
Biological process (GO): positive regulation of transcription by RNA polymerase II
Cellular component (GO): nucleus
Molecular function (GO): single-stranded DNA binding; protein binding
Source: RefSeq, a predicted model, not a curated record
GCCUGGUAUGAACCCAAUGAACCCCAGGAUGAACCAUCCAAGGGCAGGACCAGGUGGCAUGCCACCAAUGGGCCCGGGUACUUACGGCCCCGGCAUGCGGGGUCCACCGCCAAACAGUAAUUUAGCUCCCGGUGGACCGGGUGGUGCUGGUAUGCCGCCGAUGAGUAUGGCCGGACCAGGUGGCAGACCACAAUGGCAACCCAACACGUCGACACCGAUGAAUUAUUCCUCGUCUUCGCCGGGCAAUUAUGGCGGGCCUCCCGGUUCGAGUGGGCCACCGGGACCGGGGACGCCGAUAAUGCCGAGUCCACAGGACAGUAGUAACAGCGGUGGCGAAAACAUGUACACGAUGAUGAAACCAGUACCUGGAGGCAACAUGCCUGGCGAUUUCCCGAUGAGCGGUGGUCCCGAGGGUGGGCCCAUGGGACCGAUGGGCCCAAAUACAAUGGGCCCAGUGCUCAACGGUGACGGACUCGAUGGUAUGAAGAAUUCUCCGGCAAACGGUGGUCCAGGCACACCGAGGGAGGACAGCGGUAGUGGUAUGGGUGAUUAUAAUCUAGGCGGCUUCGGCAACCCCAACGAGAACUUUUUUUAAAAGAAUCACAACCAGGAUGCAACUAACGGAGGAACACUUCUGUAGAAAAUGAAAAUAUAAAGGAUCAGUCAGAAAAAGCGAGGGAUUAUAGUCAGACAAAAGAACUAAAUCGAUCUUAAAUUCAGUGAUUCUCCCUCUAAAAAUAUGUUGAAUAUUAACGCAGAAAAGUCUUAAAAGUAAUAGAUCAAAAGAACGAGAGUUUAAAUAUUGUUUUAAAAGUAGUGAUCAAAUCUUUUUAAAAUUAAUGACAGAAUGCUAUUUUUUACAAUAUUUUUAUUACUUGCAUUUGUUGUCAAUGCACCUGCUCGAUCUAAAGUUAGGUUAUAUUAAGUUUUUUUUAAUGACGCAUAUAAUUUAAACUUCGAAUAAUUAAUUUGCUACAAUUGCCAU